Lampris incognitus (smalleye Pacific opah) is the source of this 3182-nucleotide messenger RNA. It is a transcript of the gene bcl6b, whose product is annotated as BCL6B transcription repressor. The transcript has 12 exons. The record is from RefSeq and is a predicted model, not a curated record. Gene Ontology annotation, cellular component: nucleus. Lineage: Eukaryota; Metazoa; Chordata; Actinopteri; Lampriformes; Lampridae. Gene Ontology annotation, molecular function: RNA polymerase II cis-regulatory region sequence-specific DNA binding; DNA-binding transcription factor activity, RNA polymerase II-specific; protein binding. The coding region runs from base 512 to 2137 and encodes 541 amino acids. Gene Ontology annotation, biological process: regulation of transcription by RNA polymerase II.
AUAGCCAGGCACGUACCUCAUUUCCCCCAAGGGUCCUCAUAUAUAUAUUUUUUCAACGCGACACACACAAAAAAAAAAUAUCACGCCGUGACUUCCUGUCAUUACUCCGCGCAAAGAGCUGCGGGGUUAGAAAAACUAAUCGCCCACUAAAAAUACUUGGAGCCCAGGGCCCGCGCCGGGGCUUUUUCCUGCGCCGUUUCCAGGGUACGCGUGGGCCGUUGAGGAAAGAGGAAACGAGCCGCUCCGAUCGCACGGGGGCUUCCUGCGCGACAUUAUAAAGAGUCCCCUCCCUGCGAGACUCCCCCUGCAGUCUCACCCAGAAGCCAGCGGAGGCCGUCGCUAUCCUUUACCGGAGACGUCUUGAGAUCAACGGCGAGGAGCUUGACGUCGCCGAGGGGCACUUUAGUUCUCGUCCCUGCUGGUCGGGGUACGAGUAGGGAGCUGGUCUCACCUAACAGAUGUGUCUGGGACACUCCAGUCUUUCUAUUUUGUCCAUUACACACAACUGAGCAUGAUGGAGGAGGUGGAAGGACAUGGGGCUGAGGGAUACGUGAAAGAGUUCACCCGUCAUUCCAGCGACGUCCUGCUGAACCUCAAUGAGUUGCGGCACAGGAACUUCCUGACCGAUGCCACCCUGGUGGUCGGCGCCGUCCACUUACGGGCACACUGUGCCGUCCUGGUCGCCUGCAGUGGGUUUUUCUACUCUAUGUACUCACGGCGUGUGCUGCUGCAGGGACGUGAAGGAGGCACGGAGCAGCUGAUGACCGUGUCCCUCCCCAACACACUGGACCCGUCCAGUGUUUCCCUGCUGUUGGAUUUCAUGUACACCUCUCGCCUACCUCUGACCCCGCGCAGCGUCCCCGGGGUGCUGGCUGUGGCCACCUACCUGCAGAUGGACCAUGUGGCCGACACCUGCCGGGCCUUCAUGCAGCUGCAUAGGGAUAAGAUGAGUGCAGCAUUCCUUCAUUUGGAGCUGGACUCCAGGGUGCCUGUGGCAUCCGUAGCCCCCAAAGGAGGUGACCUGCCCAAUCCAUCCCCCCGAACCGUCCUCCGAGCCCCCCUCCACCCAGCAGCAGAUGCAGCAAAAGUCCCUGCGGACAUUGGGGUCUCUGCCAAGCCAGGGGCUUUCCCGACCCACGAGUCUGGGUCACAGGCGCUGAAACGACAGGCCGGUUUGCCCCUCUCGGCCGACCCGUCUCAAUCCCCAGACAGCCCCUGCCGUUCCAGCGGCCAGCCCAACUCCCCAUCCGAAUCCAGCACCUGCAGCAUCAUGAGUGAUAUCAAACCUACACCAGACCCAAAGGCCUGCAACUGGAAGAAGUACAAGUACAUAGUCCUGAACCCUCUCUGUGCUGUUAGCACGGUGAAGGAGGAGGAACCGGAGGAACAGCAAACGCCCAUCUCUGAUCAGACAGACCCGAAAACCAAAACUUCAGCAGAGGGAUGGCCUGGAGAAGUGCCUGGUCAGAUUGAUAGACAGGGGCAGGCCUCCUGCUACGAGGGUUCUGGCCGAGCCCCUCCCCUGGGGUCUCCCCCCUCUGUGGAACCCACAAUGGACCCGUCCAUGUACAAGGAGGAAUCAGUCUCACCUUGCUCCAUUUUCCCCAAGCCCUGCCUGGCUGAACCAGCAGCUGUCCAUCAUGGCCAACACACAAUUAAACAUGAGAGCUACUACACACAAUACUGUUAUUCUGGCAGCCUCGGUGGCACCAAAACUGUCUGCGCAGGUGACAAACCCUACCGCUGCAAUGUGUGUGGCGCUCAGUUCAACCGACCAGCCAACCUGAAGACUCACUCUCGUAUCCACUCUGGAGAGAAACCUUAUCGCUGUGACACCUGCAGCGCACGAUUCGUUCAAGUGGCCCAUCUCAGGGCUCAUGUUCUGAUCCAUACGGGGGAGAAGCCCUACCCAUGUCACACCUGUGGCACCCGCUUCCGCCACCUGCAGACCCUGAAGAGUCACCUGCGCAUCCACACCGGAGAGAAGCCCUACACCUGUGAGAAGUGCGACCUACACUUCCGCCAUAAGAGCCAACUUCGCCUCCACCUACGGCAGAAGCACGGGGCCAUCACCAACACCAAGGUCCGCUACAAGAUCCUGACCGAGCCCUACCAACCCAUCAUUCAGGCCUGCUGAGACGCCUUCACCUCCAGCUUCAUGUGUCAGCGUUGGUUUGUCAUCAGUGUCAGAGGCGGAUGAAAUCCGUUUCAUAGUCUGAAAUUAGACCCAUUUUGGAAGUACAUCUACUGCUUCACGUUCCAUUCGCUUUCCUCUGAAAAUGAACGCAACACUCAAACGAAUGGUGACUUUAUGAAAUUGACCCGCUGGUUAGGUAGACAUCUUAGAGUAAACUCCUAACUCCUGGAGGUGUAGGCGUACAAGUAUGAAAUGAUUAUGCAAUCGUUUAAAAAGAAAAUAUACACUUAUGAGAAGGUGCUUUCGAAGAAGGAGAUAGAGACACUUGGAAACAGGGCUAUUAUAGCGAGGCUGAUGGCGUGUGCGAAACACACUUGUGUGAAGACGUUUGCCAUUGAUUAGAAACUGUCAAAGAGAGGCUUGGAUGGUUUUCUACACUACAGUUGGUUUUGUGCAAUGUGUAACUGAGGGUUAGUGAAGAGAGAAAGAAGGGAACAAGACAGAUGUGGAGAGGAGAGUGAUACAUCUGUGUAGUGUACACAAUGUAAAGGUAGGUAAAUGGAUUGAAAGAUGGAUGAAGUGACGUUAGGGGACGGGAGUGGUAGCGACAGAAUGAGCAAGUUAUUUAAAAUGCUGGACUUUAAGUAGGAUGAGACACCUAAUUUUAUCAUGUGAGAUUUAAAAAAGAACGUUGAAAUGAAAUGUCAAGGCCAGGGGUCUUCUGCGUGCUGAAAAACAAAAAUCAGGACUAGUGAGUAGUUUUAAUUUUCCUUCAUAUUUAAAGAGAAAGUCUGUUAAUGUAUGUAAUUGGCAUUGUGUUGAAUGGUAACUGUAUUACCAGGUCCAAGCAGGCAAAGGACUUUGUUGUCUUGUACAGAAAAAGUGUGGAAUAUGAAAUGUGUUUUGUCUUUUUUUUCCAAGAGACAAAAAUGUUGAUAAGGCAACUAGAAGAAAUGGGAAAAGGGACGGAUUUGUAUGGAGUUCUUUUGCUGGACAAAGAAUGGGUUUUAUACACUUUAAAUUAAAUAAAUCAAAUCAUUUUGAA